GGCCCUAAGAUUCGUUAGAGCGGUGACUCUUAUACCAAUGUUUCAAUACCACCCAAUACCCCGUCAUAUAUUACAAUCCAAUCUCUCCCCAUUUUUGUCCCAAAAAAAAAAAAAAAUGACAGAGCCAACGAUGUCAUUGAAGACGCUACAAGGCAAAGUAGCCAUAGUCACCGGCGGCGCAAGUGGCAUUGGCGAGGGCACCGCCCAUCUCUUCGCCCAACACGGCGCACGUGCGGUGGUCAUCGCCGACGUCCAAGACGAAAAGGGCCGCCUCGUCGCCGAAGUGAUCGGCUUAGACCGAUGCAGCUACUACCACUGCGAUGUCGCCGAUGAAAAGCAAGUGAAAGCCAUGGUGGACUGGACCGUGCAGACUUUCGGGCAGCUCGACAUCAUGUUCAGCAACGCAGGAAUCGCGAGCAGCUCCGAUCAGUUGCUCCUCGACCUCGACUUCUCGCAAUUUGACCGACUGUUUGCGAUCAAUGUGCGCGGCAUGACUGCAUGCGUGAAGCACGCGGCGCGUGUGAUGGUGGAGCUGCGCGUGAGGGGGAGCAUUGUAUGCACGGCGAGUGUGGCAGGUAGUAGGGGAGGAAACAAGUUGACAGAUUACGUGAUGUCAAAGCACGCGGUGAUCGCGCUGGUGAGGUCGGCUAGCCAGCAGCUCGGACAGCAUGGGAUUAGAGUCAACAGUGUGUCGCCGUUUGGGGUUGCGACGCCGUUAACUUGUGCAAUGCUUGGAAAGGAAGAGGAAGAAGUUGAGAAAGAAUACGAGGGUUGCACUCCGUUAAAAGGGAUUGUGCUCAAAGUUAAACACGUGGCAGAUGCUGUGCUGUUCUUGGUCUCCGAUGAAUCUGGGUUCAUCUCCGGUCAUGAUAUGGUCAUAGAUGGCGGGUUCUUAGCUUGAUUGAUGCUGUCACAUUCAAUUUUCAUGAUUACGGCAAGUUUGGAACUUUCGGUUUUAAUGGAUCAGAUAUCAAGGGAUGCUUUUCGUUUAAUA
This is a messenger RNA of Camellia sinensis, 994 nucleotides long. Its product is annotated as (-)-isopiperitenol/(-)-carveol dehydrogenase, mitochondrial. Gene Ontology annotation, molecular function: oxidoreductase activity. The record is from RefSeq and is a predicted model, not a curated record. Lineage: Eukaryota; Viridiplantae; Streptophyta; Magnoliopsida; Ericales; Theaceae.